AUGACGGCAUCUGAUUUGCGAGCGGCAUUGAAGUGCACCAAGGUUUGCAGACAUUGGAAGGUAGGUACAUGCAGCAAGGGCACUGGGUGCAAUUUCGCACAUUCAGAUUUGGAGUUGCGCGAGCAGCCGAACUGGACGAAGACCGAACUUUGCUUCCGUUUUAUGUCGAAGGGUCGCUGUGGCAAGGGCGCCUCCUGCUCCUUCGCCCAUGGUCGAGGGGAACUCCGCGGCUCCACGGCUGCGGCACUCCCAAGAGCUCCAGAGCGUCGAAAGGGUCUCACCGAGCCAAUGAAGGUGGACAUUCAUCGAGUGUCCGACCAGACCACGGCGUGGGACACAUGGACACAGCUGCCCUUCCGACCGCCACCGGGCCUCGAGCCACCGCCUUUCAUCUUCAGCCUAGUGACCGAUGUCAUUGGGUUCUCGGAGGAACUGGUGAAGCAGAAAAGAUCAAGCUCAAAGACUUGGUGUGUCGUGCGAGAACGACUUCGACUCCCUCAGCAUCGCUUCAACCUCGUUUCCCUGCACUCCUCGUGUUGA
Durusdinium trenchii is the source of this 540-nucleotide messenger RNA. The record is from the annotation of a GenBank genome assembly. Lineage: Eukaryota; Dinophyceae; Suessiales; Symbiodiniaceae.